Polyodon spathula (Mississippi paddlefish) is the source of this 2920-nucleotide messenger RNA. It is a transcript of the gene dhx32b, whose product is annotated as DEAH (Asp-Glu-Ala-His) box polypeptide 32b. Gene Ontology annotation, cellular component: intracellular anatomical structure; spliceosomal complex. Lineage: Eukaryota; Metazoa; Chordata; Actinopteri; Acipenseriformes; Polyodontidae. Gene Ontology annotation, molecular function: RNA binding. The transcript has 11 exons. The coding region runs from base 474 to 2708 and encodes 744 amino acids. The record is from RefSeq and is a predicted model, not a curated record.
ACAAAGGGCAGAGUUUCACAGUCCUGCUCAUGUUCGACACAGAGACUGAUUUACAAAUAGCUUCUGGCAAAACAUUAACCCAGAUUUCUUAAAGACAAAUAGAAGAAAGGAAGAAAAAAAAAACAUGUGAUCCGUCGUGGUGUAUUUUUUCUUUAGCUGUCUUGCAAGUGAUAUUUAUCCAAGCUAGAAUUGUGUUUUGUUUUGUUUGGCAUUACAGACGAUGUCCAAUGUAUGUAUCCUGAAAAAAAAAAAAAAAAAUAAAUUCAGGGAGCCGGAGGGUCGAAGCUGAAGUAUGCGCGUGGAUUGACGGUGAUUGUUUUUAGUGUUGCUUCAGGUGUUUCUCGAAAACUCAAAACCCCGAUGCGACUGUAAACGUCUGAGCCUGGACAUACUAUUAAUUAAACCGAGUAUUUAUUUUAACUCCCUCGUCGUUCCUUACUUGGCAUAACUACAGCUACAUAUUAACUACAGACAUGGCGGAGAACUCCGCUGUAUCGGAAGAACCGUAUUUAUCUGAUGGAUUUGAUUCAGAAGUAGUCGGAGAGGAUGGGGCUUUAGAUUUCGGCGAGGAAUUAGAACUGAACCAAUUCGAUGGGUUGCCUUAUUCCUCCCGGUAUUACACGCUACUCAAGGAAAGGAAGAGCCUCGCAGUUUGGGAGGCCAAGCGUCAAUUCAUGGACAGUUUGGCCAAGAAUCAGUUUGUGAUCGUCUCUGGGGCAGCAAAAACUGGCAAAAGCUCUCAGAUCCCUCAGUGGUGUGCGGAGCACUGCCUGUCUGUUCACUACCAGCAUGGCAUGGUGGUGUGCACCCAGGUGCACAAGCAGAAGGCAGUGGGCCUCACACUCCGUGUGGCAGACGAGAUGGAUGUCAACAUUGGACACGAAGUGGGUUAUGUCGUCCCACUGGAAAGCUGCUGCACCAGCGACACCGUCCUGAGGUACUGUACUGAUGAUCUGCUGCUCCGAGAAAUGAUGUCUGACCCUCUCUUGGAGCACUAUGGUGUCAUUGUCAUUGACCAAGCUCACGAAAGGACAGUCUCCACUGAUGUGCUACUAGGGCUGUUGAAAGACAUUGUGCUCCAGAGGCCUGAGCUCAGAGUUGUUGUAAUCACUGCUCCCCACAUGUGCAGCAAACUACAGGCUUAUUAUGGAAACGCUCCUCUUAUAAGGGUGGACAGUAAGUGCCAAACAGAGGUGGUUUACAGCAAUAGCAACCACAAGGACCAUUUCUAUGCUGCAGUGAGACUGGUGUUUGAAAUGCAUCACACAAAGGAGGACGGGGACAUUGUUCUGUUUUUGGCUUCUAGCCAGGAGAUUGACAGUGCUCAUGAUAUCAUCAGGCAAGAGGCUGUUAAUCUGAGCCCAGAUCUUGGAAUACUAGUCCCGGUUUCCUUGAUCCCAGGGAAAGGUGGAUUUUUGUCCAGACACAGCGAGGAGCAGGAGAGAAGCAGCAAACCGUACGUUAGAAGAGUCUUCCUGACUACCAGCAAGGGGGAGGACUUGCCUUGGGCAAUCAACAAUGUGAACUUCAUUAUUGACGUGGGCAUUGAGAAGAGAAAUGUUUACAAUCCCAGGAUCAGAGCCAACUCCCUUGUAGUGCGACCAAUCAGUAAAAGCCAGGCUGAGAUACGGCGGCAGCUUGUGGGUACAACAGGGAAGUGUUUCUGCCUGUACCCGGAAGAGAUGCAGUUACCUGAUCAGACUCCUCCUCAGAUUCUGGAAUCAAACUUCACAGCCAUGGUGGUGUUUCUAAAAAGGAUGGACAUUGCUGGCCUGGGCCAUUGCGAGUUCUUGGACAGACCAGAUCCGGAAGGUCUAAUGCAGUCUCUGGAAGAGCUGGAUUACCUGGCUGCCCUGGAUGAUGAUGGAAACCUAUCUGAAAUUGGAAUCAUCAUGUCGGAAUUCCCACUUGAUCCCCAGAUGGCAAAGACUCUGCUGGCCUCCUGUGAAUUUGAUUGUGUGAACGAAAUGCUUACCAUAGCAGCGAUGCUGACAGCUCCAAACUGCUUCCUGGAGCCUCCUCUUGGCUCAGAACAGCUGGCCCUCACUUGCCACAUGAAGUUCCAGCACUCUGAAGGGGAUCACUUUACUCUCAUUAAUGUCUACAAUGCCUAUAACCAAAGUCGACACUUCAACCUUGAGAAAUGGUGCCAAGAUUAUUUUCUCAGCCAUACUGCUCUCCAGACAGCUGAUGCCAUCAGAUCUGAGCUGAGAGAUAUCAUUAAACGUAUUGAACUUCCCAUCUCUGAGCCUUCCUUUGGAACAAAAAGCAACACUUUGAACAUAAAGAGAGCGCUGCUGUCUGGGUACUUCAUGCAGAUUGCUAGAGAUUUAGAUGGUUCUGGGAACUACUUCAUGUUAACAAACAAGCACGUAGCCCAGCUGCAUCCUUUCUCAGUAUAUGGCUCCAAGGCAGAGAAACUGGGACUUCCAGAGUGGGUUCUGUUCCAUGAAUACACACCCUCGGAAAACAACUGUGUUCAAACAGUCACAGAAAUAUCACCCGAGAUGUUUAUCGAGAUGGCUCCACAGUACUUCUUCUAUAACCUUCCCCAUAGUGAAAGCAAAGAGAUGCUGCAGCUUAUCAUUGACCACAUUUCUUCAGCACAGUGCAAAAAAGAGGAGCAACAGAACAUUCAAACACUCACUCAUAAAACCCCAGAGGAAUGUCAAACACUCCAGGCUUCCGAAAGAUGUGUUAUUCAGUAAAGCCUGGUAAAUUGGGCUGGGGAUAAAAUGGUACUGUACUGUUUGUUCUAAGAAUGUACAGUGCUUUUGUGAUGGAGGUACUCCAAGACCAAUCUGCAACAAAAACAUCUUUUGAAACUACUUUUUUUUUUUUUUUUACUUCAAAAUGGCAAGGAUAUCUUACAGGAGAAUUUUCUGUAUGUAAGUUUGUUUUGUAACAAUGUAAUACUUUA